AUGUGCGCCCAUCAACUGAGAGGCGUGGUCAUUGCUGCUGUUGGCGUUGCGAACGAGGCAUUUCUGCUCUCUGCUCCCAUUUCAGCUUCUCCAGCCAACGACGGCAGCGAAACUAUUUCCAAACUUGCCCUGCGUAGCCUGCUGCGCUUCCCAAUCUCCUUCCACGCUUGCCUCUGCGUCUUCUGGCUACUGCCAGUCAUGGACGGCCAUUUCCGCUGGCGCGCCUCCGCGUCGCCGCCGCACUUGAGUCGCGACGACGGGGACAGCGACGAUCCGGAUGACACUGCCGCGCCCUGUCGCAAAGGGUCCUUGCCGGCCCCUCCUUUACCCCGCGCUCCCUCCUCCUCCGUGACACCCGCCGCUGCGUCUGGCCCCGGGAGGCGCGCGGCGGUGCAGCGCGAGCUGGAGCGGAUGGCGCGGCUGCGCGCGGUGCUAGAUGCGCGAGAGGCGGAGGUGCUGGCGGUUCUCGACUCCGCCUUCACGUGGCUCCGCUGCUCCGCGCAGCCCUGCGUGCCAGAUGCCGCGCAAGCCGCAGACGAGUGCGCGGGAAGCUGGUACGACGGGCGACGGCAGGCGGGACUCGCCACAGUGGUCCUCGCGGACGACGAUGACGAUGGCGCCGCCGCUGUUGCCGCGGCUGAUGACUGUUCCGCUCCGCCUGCUGCUGCGCUUCUCGCACGUCGCUCGUUUACGUCGCCCAUCUGCGACGGACGGAGGAACGGCGCGCGGCCAGCCAAUGGUGGCGGCCAACUGCACUCUGCCGUUCGGCCCGUCGCCCCGUAUUCGCUGGCUGGCGGGGACGAGGGCUCUCUUCCCGCCCAGGCGUCGCAGGCGGCAGCUGUCGUUGCGGGCUGCGCGCCGAGCGCAGGAACUCACGCCGUGGGCGGCGGCGUCGUGGUGCGAGCGGAGGAACCGGGGGAGGGGGGAGAGGUGGUGGUGAAGAGGAAGCGAGGGCGGCCCAAGGGCAGCGGCAAGAAGGGAUCGCUCGCCGCGCUCACUCCGACGCACGCUCCGCCCUUGAUUCGCAUUACGCCCGCCGCUCGUCCUCCAUCCCCCGCCUCAACUCCGCGCGCGCCCGCAACCCCCUCUGCGUCGCCUGCAGAUGCCGAGAAAGCCCGCGUCGGGAGCGGCGAAAUGGAGGCGGCGGCAUGGGGAGAGCGAGGCGAGGUUGGGCGCGACAAGGUCAAGGACGGUCCCGCUGUGGUUCAGUUCAAGGACAACGAGGCGGCGGAGUGGCGGAGAGCGGGCCGUGCGGGGGAUGGCAGCAGCGAGCAGCGCUGCGAGGGCGAGACGGAGGCCUGGCGGAUGAGCGCGUGUAGCGCUCGCCGCGCCAUCGAACCCGCGGGCGGUGGUGGUCCUGGCCGCCCUGCAGCAGCGAGGGCGGGGAUGCAUGGCAGCGCGCAGCGGACAGGGGGCGACGAGGGACCGUUGGGCGGCGGUGCCGGAAUGGGGGCGAGCGGCAGGGGGCGGAAGAGCAAGGGGCCGACAGGGAGGCCGCGAGGCAGGCCGAGGGUUGUUGGCGUGGAGAAGAAGGGGUGCGUGGAUGGCCCGAGGCAAUGGCAGGAGCGGGCGCAGGAAGGACAGGCGGGUAAGCGGGUGGGGGGCGAAGGGGAGAAGGCAGAAAGCAGCAUGGCUGAAGACGACUCAGUAUGGCCCAUGGGCGACGGUGGGGGCCGUGCGGAUGAGGGGGCGGGGGGGAGGGCGGAAGGGGGACCCGUGUACCUGAGCGACCCGGAGCAGCGGCAUGGGCGCAUGCUGGCGGGCGACCUGGCGGCUGUGGCGGGUGGCGGCACAGGCGCCUCCAGCGCUCCCCCCACGCCCAGCGCCGCCCUUGGCGCCUGCUGUGUAGCGAUGGGCACGGGCACGGGCACGGGCGUGGACGAUGCUGCAGAGGCGCUGGAGGCGGUAUGGGGAGAUGCAAGUGGUUCACAUGGGGCUGCUGCGAUGGGCAGUGCUGACGGGCUGCCACUGGAUGACAUGCAGGCGUGCACGCCGUGGCUGCAUGGCGUGGACGGGCUGGCUGGCGCGCAUUGCAUGCAGCGUGGUGCUGUGGCGGUGGCAGGAAAGAGGGUGGAAGAGAGGGGGCAGGAUGGUGGGGGGCGUGUGGCGAAGAUGAGGGGGUCGCACGUUGGGGAGGGUAGUGGUGAUGGGGGCAACGAGGGUGUUAUGGGGCGGGCCAUGGCUCCCACAGCAGACGAUGACGCAGGUGAAGCUGCUGACGAGCCACCUAGUGACGCUCCAGCGAUGAGGGGCUUAGAUUUUCUCAGACGGCUGCAUCAGAACCCUCCGCCCGUCAGCACUGCAGGCCCACCAUCGAGCACCGGCGAAAAACAACCGCCUGCUCGUCCACCUGGUACAUCUGGCGGUGAGCCCGAGAGUGCUCCCGCCACCGUCAGCGUGACGGAGGUGGGCGAGUCUUCGUCUGCCGCCGCACGGAAAAAACGCCGAUUUGCUCAAACCGCGCUCCCGUUCGGCACGCCCCCUCAGAAGCCGACUCCAUCACCGGCGCCCAACAAACAUCCCCCGCGGGUGUCUCGUGUUCUCACCGAUGACGAAAAGGCCGAGGCGAAGUUCGACAAGGCGCUGCAGCUGUACAUCACGCAUUGGCUACCCAAGUUUGAGUGGUUGCUGCUUGACAAGAACGAGGACGGGUUGCCAGUCUUGCGAUGCAGCGUAUGUGUGGAGCACGGGAAAGACGAUGCGAGAUUUGGGCGCAACGGGCCGGGGGGGCGGGAUCUUCAACCUGGCUCUAUGCGCUGUCACGAGCUGAGCGUUCGCCACGACGAUGCGUUGAGGAAGCAGCGGACGCUUAUGGCGGAGAUCGAGACGCAGAAGCGGUUGGACGUCUUUGCAAACGCCGACAAGGAGGGUGCGCGGCUGACUCGUCUCAUGCGGGCCGUAGACUUCAUCUGCACCCACGACGCUCCAAUCGCCAUGUUCCCUCAGCUCGUACAGUUCAUGGCCGAAGAGGGAGUUGAAGGCAUUCCGUUGAAGUCAUACGGUGUCUACAUCUCACAGUAA
Molecule: messenger RNA, 3021 nt
Organism: Closterium sp. Naga37s-1
Lineage: Eukaryota; Viridiplantae; Streptophyta; Zygnematophyceae; Desmidiales; Closteriaceae
Source: the annotation of a GenBank genome assembly